UAGGUGAGCCACCCACAUUACUUGACUCCCCCUCUUUCUAGAUGCCCAACUCCCUCAUAAAUGCGUUAAUACUCUCUAGUUCUUCCGAUUCUAAUUCUACCGCGACUAAAGCUCAUUUUAGCUAACCAUAAGUCAAAAUUCAUGGCGAAUUCAACCCUAAAAUCUGCUGCGUUACUUGAUCAGAUGAAGCUUCAUCUUGCUACUGAUGCUGGUAAAGACCUCGUUAAAAAGAUUGGUCUCGUUUAUCAAAUCAACAUCGCUCCUAAGAAAAUGGGAAUUGAUGAAGAAAGCUUUGUUGUUGACUUGAAGAAAGGAGAAGUUACUAAAGGGCCAUGUGAAGGAAAACCAGAUGCUGCCUUUUCCUUCCAGGAUGAUGAUUUUCUUAAGGUUGCCACUGGAAAAAUGAACCCUCAAAUUGCGUUUAUGAGGGGGAAAAUGAAAGUUAAGGGUAGCUUGAGUGCUGCACAGAAGUUUACUCCUGACAUUUUCCCAAAGCCUUCAAAAAUGUAAGUGGGGAAAACAAACAAUGAUAGUUAUAAUCUUUUAAAUAAAAUUUGUUUUCCGAGAUCAUCAAAGGUAGAUGUCUAUGGAUGAAUCAUCGGUUCAUUUGUAAUGCUUGUUGUAGUAGAACUAGAAAGAAGUCUGUAACAACAUUUCUUAGUUAAUCCAAUAAUGAAGACCCCGCAAGUUCUUGUGUUGUGGUAUAUCUUUGUUACUGA
This is a messenger RNA of Papaver somniferum (opium poppy), 719 nucleotides long. Its product is annotated as non-specific lipid-transfer protein-like 1. The transcript has 4 exons. The record is from RefSeq and is a predicted model, not a curated record. NCBI's taxonomy places the organism in Eukaryota, Viridiplantae, Streptophyta, Magnoliopsida, Ranunculales, Papaveraceae. Gene Ontology annotation, cellular component: cytosol. The coding region runs from base 142 to 510 and encodes 122 amino acids.